Molecule: messenger RNA, 3645 nt
Organism: Carassius carassius (crucian carp)
Lineage: Eukaryota; Metazoa; Chordata; Actinopteri; Cypriniformes; Cyprinidae
Product: NACHT, LRR and PYD domains-containing protein 3-like
Exons: 9
Coding region: 17-3412 (1131 amino acids)
Molecular function (GO): protein binding
Source: RefSeq, a predicted model, not a curated record
GAGUUGGUGAAGGACAAUGGCGCCUGUUAAAGAGCUGCUCGUGGACUCACUGAAGGAGCUGGUAGAAGCUGAACUGAAGGAGUUUCAUUGGCGCUUAAUGAAUGCACAUCAUAAGUGUAUAUCAAAGUCUGAAAUGGAAAAGGCAGAUAUAUUCGACACAGUGGAAAAGAUGGUGGCAUGCUUUGGACAAGAAGGAGCUGUAAAGAUCAUGGUGGACAUCCUGAGAAAGAUGAAGCAUAAUGAUUUGGCUGAUCAGCUGGAGAAUGAACACAAGCAAGGUAACAUUUCUCAGACUGAGGGAAAUAUGAAGACAUCUGUCCCUGUUGGAGUUAUCAUUAUAGAACUGCAAAACUUCUUGAAAACUCACAAAAACAAUAUGAUGAAGAGAGCAAAAUAUAUUUUUGAGGGCAACAAAGAAAACGACACAGAUCUCAAGACUGUUUAUACAGAGCUGUUCAUCACUGAGGGAGAUAUGAAAGAUGUCAAUACUGAACAUGAGAUUCUGAAGGUUAAUGCUUUCAGGAACAAAAAAACACUAGACAAACCAAUCAAAUGCAAUGCUAUAUUUACUGAACUGAGGAAAAAAAAUGAGGAGAAGAUUGUGUUGACCAAAGGAGUUGCUGGCAUCGGAAAAACUGUCUCUGUGCACAAGUUCAUCCUGGACUGGGCAGAAGGAAACACCAGUCAGGAUAUAAACUGUGUGUUCCUGCUUCCAUUCAGAGAGAUAAACGUUAUUAAAGAUAAAGACAUCAGUCUCCAUGAGUUUCUGUUGAAAUUUUAUCCUGAACUGAAAGACCUAGAGAAAUCAAAUUUAUAUAAGGAAUGUAAGCUAGCAUUUAUAUUUGAUGGACUUGAUGAGAGUCGACUGCCAUUGAACUUUAAAAGUGACACGCUGGACACUGUUGAGGAAAGAGCAUCUGUAGAUGUGCUGUUUACAAGUCUGGUCAAAGGUAAGCCCCUUCAGUCAGCUCUUGUGUGGGUAACCUCACGACCAGCAGCAGCCAAUCAGAUCCCUCCUCGGUUUGUGGGUUUGUUCACAGAGGUGAGAGGAUUCACUGAUGAACAGAAGGAGGAGUACUUCAGAAAGAGAAUCACAGAUGAGACUCAAGCCUCCAGAAUCAUCUCACACAUUAAGACGUCUCGUAGUCUCUACAUCAUGUGCCACAUUCCUGUGUUCUGCUGGAUCACAGCCACAGUACUUCAGGAUAUUCUCAUCAAGAACAAUACAGAGAACAUAAGCACAACACUCACUGAAAUGUACAUUCACUUCCUGCGGAUACAGAUGAACAUUAAGAGUCAGAAGUAUGAUGAACAAGAAGAAAGUGAAUGUACAGAGCACUUAAAAUUAAAUAGAAAGAUGAUUUUGAAGUUAGCUAAGUUAGCAUUUGAACAUCUGAAGGAGGAAAACAUUGUGUUCUAUGAGAAAGAUCUGAAAGAAUGUGGUAUUCAUGUGAGUAAAGACACUGAGUUCACAGGAAUGGUCGCUGAGAUCUUUAGAAAGGAAGAUGGACUUUAUAAGACAAAGGUCUUCAGCUUUGUGCAUCUGAGUGUUCAAGAGUUCCUCGCUGCAGUGCAUGUGUUCAUCUGCUACCUGAACAAGAACAAGCGAGAGCUUCAGUUUUUCUUUGAAGAUUCACAAAAUACAGCCAGACAAAAGCUUCAGUUCUUCUUUAGAAAUGUCAAAUUUCAUGACUUAAUAAAGAGAGCCACUGAUAAAGCUAUAAAUAGUAAGAGAGGACAUCUGGACCUGUUCCUGAGGUUUCUGAUGGGCAUUUCACUGGAAUCCAGUCAGAACAUGCUCAAAGGCCUGAUCACACACACUAAAGACACCAGUGUGAGCAUCAGACAAACCACUGAACACAUUAAAGAAUUACAAAAACAGGACAUCUCAGAUGAAACGUCAGUCAACCUUUUCUACUGCUUACUUGAGCUGAAAGAUAAUUCAUUAUAUGAGGAAAUUCAGAGUUACCUCAGUUCAGAUGCACAUCCAGGAAGAGACCUCUCAUCUUCAAUGUGCACAGUGAUGACCUACAUACUGCUGAUGUCAGAGAAGGUGCUGGAUGAGUUCAGUCCAAAGAGGUUCACGUCACCUUCAAACUACAAGAGACUCAUUCCAGCUGUGAGAUGCUGCAGAAAAGCCCUUUUUGACGGCUGUGCUCUUGAUGAAACAUGCUGUGAAACUGUGUCUUCUGCUCUAAAAUCAUCAAACUCUCAUCUGAUGGAGCUGGACCUGAGUAGCAAUCAUCUGCAGGAUUCAGGAAUGAAGCUGCUUUCUGAUGGACUGAAGAGUUUACACUGUCAACUGAACAUACUGAGGCUAUGUGGAUGUAUUCUCACUGCUCAAUCCUGUGAGAGUUUGUCUUUAGCUCUACAAUCCUCAAAUUCCCAUCUAAAUGUGCUGGACCUGAGUAACAAUGACCUGCAGGAUUCAGGAGUGAAGCUUCUUUCUGAAGGAUUGAAGAGUCCAUACUCUAAGCUGAAGAUAUUGAGAAUUUCCAUCUGUAACCUCACUGCUCAGUCUUGUGAGAAUUUGUCAUCAGCUCUACAAUCCUCAAAUUCACAUUUAACUGAGCUGGACCUGAGUAACAAUGACCUGCAGGAUUCUGGAGUGAAGUUUCUAUCUGAUGGACUGAAGAGUCUAAACUGUCAGCUGGAUAUACUGAGGUUGUCUGGCUGUAUGGUGACAGAGGAGGGCUGUUGUUAUGUGCUGUCAGCUCUGACUUCAAACCCCUCAUGCUUGAGAGAGCUGGAUCUAAGCUAUAAUCACCUUGGGGAUUCAGGAGUCAACCUGCUCUCUGAAAAACUGGAGGAUCCAAACGGCUCACUGGAUAAUUUAAAUGUGGAUCAUGGAGGAGAAUCCAGGAUUACAACAGGACUACAGAAAUAUGCCUGUUUUCUCACACUGGAUCCAAACACAGCAAACACUCAUCUCAUUCUGUCUGAGGAGAACAGAAAGGUGACAGGUGUGGAAGAGUCUCAGCCGUAUCCUGAUCAUCCAGACAGAUUUGAUGAUGUGUGUCAGGUGUUGUGUAGAGAGAGUGUGUGUGGACGCUGUUACUGGGAGAUUGAAUGGAGUGGAGUUUAUGGUGUGUUUAUAUCAGUGUCAUAUAAGAGAAUCAACAGGAAGGGACGGGGUGAGGAGUGUGUGUUUGGAUUUAAUGAUCAGUCCUGGAGUUUGUUCUGCUCUCCUGACAGUUUCUCAUUUAGACACAAUAACAAACAUACUGUUCUCCCUGUGAACUCCAUCAUCAGUAGAAUAGGAGUGUAUGUGGACCACAGUGCAGGAACUCUGUCCUUCUACAGGGUCUCUCACACAGUGAGCCUCAUCCACACAGUCCAGACCACAUUCACUCAGCCGCUCUACCCUGGGUUUGAUGUUCAUUAUUGUGGAUCAUCAGUGAAACUGUGUUGAUGAAUCAGAUGAGACUGACGACUAAUAAUAAUAGGGGAGGUGUUGACGCAGUGGAUAAGACACACCACCUUUGGUGUGAGAGACCCGGGUCCGAAUCCACUGUGAGACACCAAUGUAUCCUGAGCAAGACACGUAACCCCUAGUUGCUCCAGAGGCGUGCAACCUUUGACAUAUAUAGCAAUCGUAAGUCGCUUUGGAUAAAAUCGUCAGCUAAAUGAAUAAUUGUAAAUGUA